This is a messenger RNA of Scomber japonicus (chub mackerel), 7014 nucleotides long. RefSeq names its product voltage-dependent T-type calcium channel subunit alpha-1I-like. NCBI's taxonomy places the organism in Eukaryota, Metazoa, Chordata, Actinopteri, Scombriformes, Scombridae. Gene Ontology annotation, biological process: membrane depolarization during action potential; positive regulation of calcium ion-dependent exocytosis; calcium ion transmembrane transport. Gene Ontology annotation, molecular function: low voltage-gated calcium channel activity; voltage-gated sodium channel activity. Gene Ontology annotation, cellular component: neuron projection; voltage-gated sodium channel complex; voltage-gated calcium channel complex. The record is from RefSeq and is a predicted model, not a curated record.
GAGGAGGAGGGCCCCGGCGUUGCAACAUCAUUAGCAACGACACCAUCAGCAGCAGCAGCAGCAACAAUCUCCAGGGUAACAACAGCCAUAGCCAGGGGCGACAGCGAUGACGCCGUCACUUCCUCCUCCCCACGCAGGCCCUCUCCGCACCGCCUCCCAUGUCCCAAGGAAAAGGAGGAGAAAAAGGAGGAGAUAGAGGAAGAGGAAGGGAUUAUUGAGGAGCAGAGGAUUGAGCAGCAGCAGCAGCAAAAGGAGGAGGAGGAAGAUGUAGUGGAGUGUGAGGGCGAUGAUGAAGAUGAUGAUGAUGAUGAUGAUGGCAGCAGUGAUACUAGCGUCUUGGUGGUGCCCUACCCUGAACUAGUACCUGUCGUCUUCUUCUGUCUCAAGCAGACGACGUGUCCUCGCAGCUGGUGCAUCCGCAUGGUCACCAGCCCUUGGUUCGAACGUGUGAGUAUGAUGGUGAUCUUAUUGAACUGCGUGACCCUGGGGAUGUACCAGCCCUGUGAGAACAUCGACUGCUCCUCAGACCGAUGCCAAAUUCUGCAGGCCUUUGAUGCAUUCAUCUACAUCUUCUUCGCUAUGGAGAUGGUUAUAAAGAUGGUCGCUCUGGGAAUCUUCGGUCGACGCUGUUACCUUGGAGACACCUGGAACCGGCUGGAUUUUUUCAUCGUCAUGGCAGGGAUGAUUGAAUACUCACUGGACCUGCAGAACGUCAACUUCACCGCCAUCAGGACAGUGAGGGUACUGCGUCCUCUUAAAGCAAUUAACAGGGUGCCAAGUAUGCGUAUCCUUGUGAACCUGCUGCUGGACACUCUUCCCAUGCUGGGUAACGUCCUCCUCCUCUGCUUCUUCGUCUUCUUCAUCUUCGGCAUCAUCGGUGUGCAGCUGUGGGCGGGGCUGCUGAGGAACCGCUGCUACCCGGAGGAGAACUUCACACUCACUACGGGGAUCAGCCUACCUCGGCCCUACUACAUGGCUGACGAGGAUGACGAGCGACCCUUUAUCUGCUCCCUGCCAGUUGACAAUGGCAUCAUGUCCUGCACCGAUGUUCCGGUCCGCCGCGAAGGAGGCAGGACGUGCUGCCUGGACAAAGACGACGCCCUGUACCGACAGUCGCUGGGCCUGAGUCUCGAGCCUCUGGCCAACGGCAGUGUCAGCAUAGCGGGCCUGUGUGUCAACUGGAACCAGUACUAUACCAGGUGUCAUACUGGAUACAGCAACCCUCACAAAGGAGCCAUCAACUUUGACAACAUCGCCUAUGCCUGGAUCGUCAUCUUUCAGGUGAUCACUCUGGAGGGCUGGGUGGAGAUCAUGUACUACGUGAUGGACGCUCAUUCCUUCUACAACUUCAUCUACUUCAUCCUACUAAUCAUUAUUGGUUCCUUCUUCAUGAUCAACCUCUGCCUGGUCGUCAUCGCCACCCAGUUCUCAGAGACCAAGCAGAGGGAGCACCAGCUGAUGCAGGAGCAGAGGGCACGGUGUUCGUCCUCUUCCACCCUGGCCAGCGAGCCCGGAGACUGCUACGAGGAGCUCUUCCAGCUGGUCUGCCACAUCCUCCGCAAGGCCAGGAGGCAGACCGUCGCCCUUUUCAACACCCUGCGGGGGAAACCUCGUGGCUUUCGGGGCGUCGGGAGAGGCAGAGGAGGACGAGAAGGGAGGGAGAGGAAGUCCAAUGGAAGGGAUGGACGUGGGAGGAGAGCGAUGUUGAGGCAUGGUCCACCUUGUCCCCACCAUAGUAGACCUGACCACGCCUCAUCUGCUGAACCCAUGGCGCUCACAGCUUCCUCCGCCACCGUCGGCUGCCCUCAGUGUGUCGCCGCCCUGUCGCUCGCUGACGGGGUCGGGCCGGUUCGAGGCGCGGCCAACGACGAAGCCGAGGAGGGAGCUGUGGAGGAAACGGACAGAGAGGGAGAACAAUCCGGUGGUAAGGAAAAGGAUAAGAAAGGCCUGGAUGGUUCAGGGACCCACGUGGGAUGUAGUCCUCAGCAGAGAUGCAGGAAGCUGUGCUACGAGAUUAGGACGAAGCUGUGGGGCAUCGUGGAGAGCAAGUACUUCAACCGAGGCAUCAUGAUCGCCAUCCUGAUCAACACCAUCAGCAUGGGCAUCGAGCAUCACGAGCAGCCAGACGAGCUCACUAAUGUUCUGGAGAUCUGCAACAUCGUCUUCACCAGCAUGUUUUCCUUGGAGAUGAUCCUCAAAAUCACUGCUUUCGGCUCUUUUAGCUACCUGAGAAACCCCUACAACGUCUUUGAUGGGAUCAUCGUCAUUAUAAGUGUGUGUGAGAUUGUAGGUCAGUCCGACGGUGGUUUGUCCGUGCUGAGGACCUUCAGGCUGCUGAGGGUGCUGAAGCUGGUGAGGUUCAUGCCAGCUCUGAGGAGACAGCUGGUUGUCCUCAUGAAGACUAUGGACAACGUGGCCACCUUCUGCAUGCUGCUCAUGCUCUUCAUCUUCAUCUUCAGUAUUCUGGGAAUGCACAUCUUUGGCUGCAAGUUCAGUCUUAAGACGGAGACUGGAGACACAGUACCGGACAGGAAGAACUUCGACUCUCUGCUCUGGGCCAUCGUCACUGUUUUCCAGAUUCUUACCCAAGAGGACUGGAAUGCAGUUUUAUACAACGGCAUGGCAGCCACUUCACCUCUUGCCGCUCUUUACUUCGUGGCCCUUAUGACGUUUGGGAACUAUGUCCUCUUCAACCUGCUAGUGGCCAUCUUGGUUGAGGGCUUUCAAGCUGAAGGUGACGCCAAUCGUUCUUACUCAGACGACGACCACUCCUCCUCAAACUUUGAUGAGAGCGAGAAACGCGACUCCAUAAAGUUAUCUGACCCCAGGAUCUGCACCCUGACACCCAAUGGCCACCUGGAGCUGGGUGCUCUCUCGGGUCCCAGGGGAUCCUACUCGUCAGAGAGGAGAAGCUUCACCAUCGAGUCUAGAAAGAGCAGCGUGAUGAGCCUGGGGAAGAGCAGCCUGGAGAGACGCUCCCUCUCUCUGCGCCAUGGUCGCAGUUCCAAUUACCACAACUGGGGGCGCCCUCACCAUCCACAUUCUGUGUGGAGCCGCAGGUCCAGCUCUAACAGCCUCGGCCGGAGGAGCUACGUGUUCGGCGGGGCUCCUCUGGUAGGAGGCAGCCUCCGUGUGCACAGCACCCGCACCCCCCACUCCUACGCCUAUGCCGCAGAGCAGGAGUCCCUUCUCUCACACCCACCCCACCCCCACCAUCCUCUCCCCCCACAUCACCCACUACCUCCCGCUGUGUUUCUCUCGAGGCACUACGCUGCGAGAAGAGAUCGACGGGCUCUUUCUCUGGAGCUGCCGGAGCUGCUUCGAGCCGGUGGGCAACCUCCGGGCCUUCCCCCCGUCCACCCGGACCCUGGGAGGAGGAGCGGGUCUGGGGCAGGGGCAUCCAUCACUGGAGGGUCUGGAGCUGGUAGUGGUUCAGGGGUGGACCACAGAGACUGUAAUGGCAAGGGGCCGGGUCAUCACAAUCACUUGAUUACUGAGGUUUACCCUCAAGUCAGUGCACGCAAGGACAGGACGGACCUCGAAGAUGAGACUGACUAUAGUCUGUGUUUCCGUAUCCAAAAGAUGAUGGAGGUGUACAAGCCCGACUGGUGUGAAACCAGAGAAGAGUGGUCUGUCUACAUGUUCUCACCUCAAAACAGGUUUAGAUGCUCCUGCCAGUCUAUUAUCGCCCAUAAGCUGUUUGACUACGUGGUUCUGGCCUUCAUCUUUCUCAACUGCAUCACAGUGGCUCUAGAGAGGCCGAAGAUCCUGCAAGGCAGCCUGGAGAGGCUGUUUCUCACCAUUUCCAACUACAUCUUCACGGCCAUCUUUGUUGCGGAGAUGACUGUCAAGGUGGUGUCCAUGGGUCUGUACUUGGGGGAAACAGCCUAUCUAAGGAGCAGCUGGAACAUUUUAGACGGUUUCCUGGUCUUCGUGUCUCUCAUUGACAUUGUGGUGUCCAUGGCAGGCGGAGCUAAGAUCCUGGGAGUGCUCCGUGUUCUCAGGUUGCUCAGGACGCUACGUCCCCUCAGGGUGAUCAGCAGGGCUCCAGGCCUGAAGCUGGUAGUCGAGACCCUCAUCACGUCUCUCAAGCCCAUCGGCAACAUCGUCCUCAUCUGUUGUGCCUUCUUCAUCAUCUUCGGGAUUCUUGGUGUCCAGCUCUUCAAAGGCAAAUUCUACUACUGCGUGGGUUUCGAUGUGAAGAACAUCACUAACAAAUCCGACUGUCUGGCUGCCAACUAUCGAUGGGUUCAUCACAAAUACAACUUUGACAACCUUGGACAGGCUUUGAUGUCCUUGUUUGUGCUGGCCUCCAAAGACGGCUGGGUCAACAUCAUGUACCACGGACUGGAUGCAGUGGGGAUAGACCAGCAGCCGGUCACCAACAACAACCCAUGGAUGCUCCUCUACUUCAUCUCCUUCCUCCUGAUCGUCAGCUUCUUCGUCCUCAACAUGUUUGUGGGCGUCGUGGUGGAGAACUUCCACAAGUGUCGGCAGCACCAGGAAGUGGAGGAGGCUAGGCGCCGCGAGGAGAAACGCCAGCGUCGCAUGGAGAAGAAGAGGAGGAAGGCCCAGAAGCUGCCAUAUUAUGCAUCUUAUGGUCCGGCCCGGCUGGCUAUCCACACUCUGUGCACCAGCCACUACCUGGACCUGGUCAUCACUUUCAUCAUCUGUAUCAAUGUCAUCACGAUGUCUCUGGAGCACUACAGCCAGCCACAGUCUCUGGAGACUGCACUGAAAUACUGCAACUACUUCUUCACCUCCACCUUUGUGAUUGAGGCCUCUCUGAAGCUGGUGGCCUUUGGCUUUCGGCGCUUCUUUAAGGACAGGUGGAACCAGUUGGACUUGGCCAUUGUGCUGCUGUCAGUGAUGGGCAUCACGCUGGAGGAGAUCGAGAUAAAUGCCUCCCUCCCCAUCAACCCUACCAUCAUCAGGAUCAUGAGGGUUCUCAGGAUAGCACGAGUGUUGAAGUUGCUGAAAAUGGCAACCGGGAUGAGAGCUCUGCUAGAUACAGUGGUCCAAGCUCUGCCUCAGGUGGGAAACCUUGGCCUGCUCUUCAUGUUGCUGUUCUUUAUCUAUGCUGCGCUUGGAGUGGAGCUGUUUGGAGAGCUGGUGUGCAACGCUGACUACCCCUGUGAAGGAAUGAGCCGCCAUGCCACCUUUGAAAACUUCGGGAUGGCCUUCCUUACCCUCUUCCAGGUUUCAACGGGUGACAACUGGAAUGGCAUCAUGAAGGACACCCUUCGAGAUUGCCCCCCAGGCGGUGAUUAUGGCUGCCACCCUGGGCUGCAGUUCAUCUCCCCGAUGUAUUUCGUGUCCUUCGUGCUCACAGCUCAGUUUGUCCUCAUAAACGUGGUGGUGGCCGUGCUCAUGAAGCAUCUGGACGAUUCCAACAAGGAGGCGCAAGAGGACGCGGAGAUGGACGCGGAGAUUGAGUUGGAGCUGGCUCAGGGAGGCCUCUGCUGCAUGAUGGGGGGUAUCGGAGCCAUUGCUGGGGCGACGGGUGGCGCUGCGAGUGGGGCCGGCGUGGGCGGUGGAGCGCCUGGUGCAAUUACAGCGGGGACAGUCGGGGGUCCAAGCGGUGGGGUGAUUGCACCGCUGAGAGAUGGAGGAGGAGGAGGUGGUGGUGGAGCUCAUGAGGGCCACACGCAUCAUCAUCGAUGUCGGCUCUACUCUCCUGCUCAGGAGAGCCAGUGGCUGGACAGUGUGUCUCUGCUGAUUAAGGACUCAUUGGAAGGAGACAUGAUUGACAACCUCUCCGGUUCAGUUUUCCACCACUAUUGUUCUCCUCCUGUCUGCAAGGACUGUAAGGGACACCCACAAGAGAUCCGACUAGCGGAGGUGGAGCAGGCAUCGCUAAUGUCAGAGCAGCUGUCAGACAAGUCAUCGUCUCCGGCGCUGCCAGAUGACCUCAGCCUGGACGAACACAGCAGCUAUCAACUGCUGGUCAAAGGCACCCAGAGGGGCAGCAGUGAUUCCCAUAGUUCGGAGGAGCUGCCCACCCAUGGGGGCUACAGGGGGCUCCGUGGCUCCAGUUCAGGAAGCGAGGAGGGGGCCCGGGAGUUGUUUGAAGUGGGAGUUCAUCCUCAGUUGUGUCCUCCCUCGCUGGAACGGCAAAGUCCGGCACGUUUCCCAGAUGGUGAUGGUGGAAGUUGCAGUGGAGGUGGAGGAAGAGGGUCUUCACCUGUCUUCCACCUACCAGCAGACUUCUUCCACCCAGCCGCCGCAGCUCAUCCAGGGAGUCCAGGGAACAACGUUAGCCCAGGAGACAGAGGGCCAUCCAGGUUGGCCUCUCCAGCCUCCUGGGCUUCCCUCCGCUCACCUGGAGCCAACAACAGGCCCCUGAGCUCUCAGCACCCGUCCCACAGUGACUCCUCCCUGGCGACAGGAAGUUCAGACGGCAGCCUGCAGACCACACUAGAGGAAGGGCUCAGCUUCAGUGUCUCUCCCCCGCGGGAUCUGGGUCUUCCCAUGCCUCUCCUCUGCCCUCUUCCCAGCCGCCCCCAAGGACCUGCCACAGGAGACAACGACCACCCUUUACUGAAGAAACGCAGCACUACUUUUACCCUCCAAGCCACUAGAGGGCACCAGAGGAGCCAGAGCAGCUGCGGUGGUGGCAGCACCAGCCCUGGUUGCCCCCGGCAGGACUCCAUAGACCCUUCAGAUGAGGACGUGGGCACGGGGUCAGGAGGGGAUGGCUGCCGGCAGACCUUCAACAGCGAACAUUUGUCAGAAACAUUGAACAGCCUGUCGCUGACGUCACUGCUUACUCCAAGCUCUCUGGCACCGCCGCUUAUGAAGAAAUGUAACAGCACAGGCUCACUAGACCAAACUAACAUAUCUGCCCGGAGUAAAGAUGGACGCCAGUUCUACGGUAUAGAUGCCCAUGGUUACUUGUCCAACCCCUGGACGGAGGGCAGGGCGAGAGGUGAGGAGGAGGACAGUGAUAUCACAGGCUUCAGCAUGAAAAGCAGCAGUCGGCCCACAGACACAAGCUCCAGGAAAAAUAGAUGA